This is a messenger RNA of Dentiscutata heterogama, 436 nucleotides long. The record is from the annotation of a GenBank genome assembly. Lineage: Eukaryota; Fungi; Glomeromycota; Glomeromycetes; Diversisporales; Gigasporaceae.
AUGGAACAUCAAAACACGAUUUCGUCAAUUUAUUCUGCUCUGGAAAAUGUACCACUUAUUUUGGCACCACAGUACUCCGCAUUACAAUCGGUAACAAUGCCUCAUGAUUUUACACUUGAUCUACCUCCUGUGAAUAAGUAUGACUUUAAUCUUGAACGUCAUAUUAUCGCUGAUUCAGAACGAUUUAGACAGGAAAAUGCCGCUUUGAUACAAAUACGAGCCCAGAAGUUACAAGCUCUUCAGGAUGCACGCAUUCGCAAGCAAAAAGAAGAAGCCAGAAAAAUAGCUCCUGGAUUCUUGGAUACAGAUCGAAGACUUUUAACUCCUGUGCCAAUGCACACAUCAUCUAAACGAACCAGUCAGCAAGUAGAAAAUGGUAAUCCUGCACCCAUUGGUGGUGAAGUUAGCAAUGACAAUCAAAAAGUGUUGCACGGGC